This is a messenger RNA of [Torrubiella] hemipterigena, 7977 nucleotides long. The record is from the annotation of a GenBank genome assembly. NCBI's taxonomy places the organism in Eukaryota, Fungi, Ascomycota, Sordariomycetes, Hypocreales, Clavicipitaceae.
UUUGGAUGUAGUGCAGGUUUCCACCAAAGUAUAUUCAUCUAUAUCUACACUGUACGACAUAUAUAUCCCAAACCAAAAUUUUACGUACAAAACAGAAAAUCACAUGGCUUCAUUACCCUAUUUUAAAGUUCAAACUUGGGAACGUCCACAUUAAAGAGAGCCUUCCAAGCAGCGCUCUUUGAUGCCAACAUCGGCGAUUCACGAAGACUGCGCGACAACAACACGGGCGCUGGGCCUUGACCAGUAGCAAUAUCCUCGGAUCGAGACACAGUUGGUGAUCUCUUUAUGCCACGGUAGUUGCACUUGGCGCCGUUGAAUGCCGAGCGAGCAGCAGCUUUCCAGACCUCCUGGAUAUCCUUGAGCAUAGGUUCGGUCCAGUACAGACGGCAUUCCGAGUAUGUAGCGACAAACUGGGAUGGGACGCCGUCUACUCUGUGCUCGGGGACAAUUUGGUCGCGCGUAUUAGAGCGGCCGUUGCCGCGGAAGAGCUUCAGGUCCUUCAGGCUAGAGAGUCUUGCCUUGAUGUUGUUGUCGGUGGCCACCUCGAUAGCACGUUUAGCAUAGUCUUAUAUGUCGCUAUAACCGUAGACUUGGGUUCCUCGGAUACCACCAACGCCCUGCUGUGGACCAGCCCGGGGACGGCCGCCCAUCACGACUGACUUGGCAUUGCCAGUGAUACGGAAGAGCUCGGACGCAACGGUGCAUGUGGACGAGCAGUAUCCGUCGUAGAUAAUAACGAGAUCCUCGGAGCUGCAGUGCUGAGUGAUGUUCUUGCGGUUUCCGUAGCCGGUGGUGUUGACGCCUAGUCCAUGGUCAGGACUAGAGAUGAGCGAGUCGUUAAAGUCCCACGCCAUCAAGUUGGUGUACGGUGUGUUCUUGUAGAUGUGGGACCCAAACUUGUCCUCGUAGGAAACAAAGGGCUGGAGGCUCGAGUUGGAAUCAGUACGCCAGUUCAGAGUAAGGGCGUAAUCGUCAACCUUGUCAACGUCCGCGCCGGGAGCGUACGGGUCGAAUCCUUCGAGACUGUCACUGAUGGCUCGAGUGAUAUCAACAUAUGUAUCCGAAUUCUUCCAGCAGGUCACAGCGCUUUCCUGUGUCUGUGGGAAGAAUUGACGAAAAAGAUCGUGGCCGAGAGAAAUGAUACCGCCGCGGUUGCUCUGCAAAUCAAUGACAAUCUUUGUCUUGCCAGCGUGUUUGGCAGUAGCGAGGAAAUCUUGGAUCACUGCUUGGAAUUGCGGCAUGCUGUUGGGAAUGAAGCCACGUACAGCAAGAACACCCCUGGCACCAAGUCAGCAUCAUAUCCGCGAAUCUAAAUAUGGCUGCAGAUCAAAUAAUAAAACGUUUAAGCCAAUGGGACGCCACAGCAUUGUUGGAGAAAUUACGCGGGGUGGCACCCGCCUUAAGCUAGUCCCAAACACGGCGAGAUAAAUUAAAAAAUGUUGACAGGUGCACCAGAGGAGUUCGGUAAUAUAUAUUCAUGUUUGUCUGCGGCUUAUUCAGUUCUGACAUUGCUGAGGGCUGUGAGACAGUUAUUCUGCUCGUCGCUCUCCUCCCAGCCAAUGCAUCGCCAACACAGCAGCAAUCUGCUGGGAUCGACCUGCUUCUUAAUCGCAAGCAAUCUAUUGUAAUUCCCCAUGCCCCAGUAUGCUUCUUUCCAGUUGGCCGUGAACGGGUUAGCCUCGUUGAGAUAGCUGCCAGUAUCAGGUGAGACAGCCUCAAGGUUCUUCGUCAGGGUAUUAAGUCGCUUCACGGCCUUCUGACGUUCUGGGAGAGUACUGUUCCAAGUCCAGGUUACCGUAGGAUGGAAGUGCCAAAUCGACUUGUACCAUCCUGGUGUGCCAGAGGUAGAGUUGGCUUGGUGUUUGAAGAUGGUAGGUACAUCAACGGAGCCGUACAUUCGGCCGCCAUGUGCAGCAUGAUCCUUGACGACUUCCAUGAGCUUGGCACGGCCAUCUUCCGAGUUCAUAGUCAUGCGGGAGAUGAGGCGGCUGGCUGGGAAAAGGAUGCCGCCUGCCGAAGCAAAAUAUCGUGAGAUGUACGUGUGCACAAAGUCAUGGAAAGAAGUCAUUUCUUCAAAAAAUACGGAUCCGCCCUGCGACAGGAUAAAAUCAGACACAGGCUUCAUGGACUCCUUGGCCUCGGCGAGGCUCAGUUUGGGGUUGACAUAGAUGAACUGGUUGUGCAUGAUCUGACCACCCCAGCCCAAGUCGCCCCAUCGGACAGCAUUGUCGAUCAACAGCUUCAUCGUAUCGACAAUCGGGCCACUGUCGGUCGUCGGCAGAGUCAGAUUGGCAACAAUGAGUGGGAAGUUGUCUUCCACAGCAUGCGUGCUCUCCAUGACCACACCAAAUGUGCUGCCACCACCACCGCGAAGCGCCCAGAACAAGUCUGGGUUCUGGUGAGCAUUGGCAGUGCGGUAUUUGCCGUCCGGCGUAACCACUUUGAACUGAAGAACACGGUCCAUACCGAGGCCAUAGACGGGGGAAAGUACAGAGUGCCCUCCGCCCUGCACCCAGCCGCCAGAUAUUCCCACAGUUUUGCUGUACCCGCAGAUGAUGGUGACAUUGUUUGCCUCUGCAAAGGCGUAUGCAUCGCCGCAGUUGGCACCAGCGCCAGUAGUGAUGGCCUUGACGCCUCGCUGUCUCGUAUUAUGGGAGCCUUCGGGUGUAAAUUCGGAGUGAUACUCCAGCUUCGUCAGCUUGCGCGUCCAAAUUGCCAGAGAUCCCUUCCAAGAGUUUCGCAGGGUGUAAUCAUGCCCGCUGUUCUUGACGGUGAGCUUUCGGCCGGUCGCCUUGGCGUAGUUAAAGGCAGCUUGAACAUCGGAGGGUUCCUCGACUUGCAGAUAGUGCGUAGCUACACUGCCCUGGCGACAGUCGGUGCCGUUGGCAAAAGGCUGUGGGUUGUAGGGAUUGCUGCGGUCCAAUUCGCAUUGGUCUGCCGGGUCGGCGUUGCACAUGCCGCCCUGGCCGUUCUGGUACGAUCCCGGGAUCGGCGACCGGUAUCCUAGAGAGGCGUAGUUGGCUUGUGCAAGAGCACAUGCCUUGGGAUCGGGAGUCACAGCAUUGCCAUUGUAGCUCGAGAAGCAUGGCAGGGCAAAUGGCGUGUUGGAGAAUACGCGACCGUGGACAGUCUUGUUGAGUUGCUCGAUGCUAGUGAUGGGCGCGCCGCCGCAUGACGAUGGAUCAGCGGCGAUGGUGGCUUGCGCUAUGCCGACAAGGGCGAGCAAGGCGGCAGCCGUCACUCCCUCUCGAUUGAUGUUGAAAACUGCCAUCUUUAUUCCUCAAUCAACACUGAGGAUGCUACUAUGACUGGCUUGGGAUGUAGAAAGACACAUUGUCACCCCGACACAAAGCUCAUAAAUUGUUGUCUUCAUCAUUUUUUGCCUCCAACAGAGGGGCGCGCUAGACAGUGCCGAGCAUGCUUAAUUUUCCUUCCAAGCUUGGUUACCUGGAGUAAAAUGUCCACUUUGUUUCGUUAGCGCUGUCAGCAUCACCUAUUUGGCCCCAGAUUAGCAUGAGCCCACCGCCACAGGAAUGGAUAACGGAGCAAAUUCGCAAAAAAUGCUGUAUUUGGUAACCCUGUGUCUUCACCCUAUUUCCGUGUGAGACUCGGGGUCAUUCCCGCGAGAUGGCUCUGCAAUAUCGAGAAAACGGCCGCUAGGGCUUACGGAAGGAGCCGCUAGCCCUGCUGUGCUGAUCGGAACCUCUUGGGGGGUAAUUGUACAAGAGACUUCUUUUCAUCUCAUUUAGAGCUCGGCUAUCCUUCUAGAAUAUUUUCUUAUUACCACCAAGCCAAGCCGGCUCACUAGCUGCUGGUACCAUCUGGUACGACUUGGCUGAUCGUGAGCCACGGCUUGGCAUUGCCGAAACCACGCGUCCAGGAGCCCGUUGUUCGUUUUUUCUGGGCAGCGAAUGCAUCCUUUGCAUCUGAUUACUAAAUCUUGUCCAAACCAAGCUUCCUUGUUGAACCAAGCUUCAAACAAAUACCCCCGCCAAAGAGGGGAGGUGGCCCUUGAUGGCUUCGUAUCGAUGGGCAGGUCGCGUCCAGUACCCCUCCUUUGGAACACAUGAUCGUUUGCACUAACCGACAAACCAAACAAGGUUAACCAAAUACCUGCUUAAGAUACAGAGGUUUGUCCCUCGGCAGACGACAAGAUACCAAUUGUAACCACAAAGUCGGGGUAACAUUUACCGUUUACCUGCCUAAUGGGGCAGGUCCUCCACGAUUUAUCAUGCAGAUCCCACGCAAGAUGGAACCUAAAAGUUCCUUUGCUCAUGCUUAACCAACUGUAAAUGGAUAGUCCCCUUAUCACCUAUUCGCUUGCACAGGGGCGACUAUGGCAUAAGAAGGGACGGUUUUCCCCCUCCUUAGAGUUGACGAUAAUCCUUGAUUCAUUCUCUUGUUUCAUUAGAAGUUGAAUAUACUCCAGAGAACCGUUGAAAUCAUGCAAUUCAAGACCUUGAUUGCUGCUGUUGGCCUUGCCAGCGUGGCCCAGGCUUCCCCCAAGCCCGCUGCCGACAGAGCCUACACCAUCCAGGAGGCCGAUAUUCACUACAACGUCUAUGAGCACGCUGCUACUGCGUCUCAGAUGAAGUAUGUCAACAACUCUGGCAUCUGCGAGACCACGCCCGGCGUCAACCAGUACUCCGGCUAUCUCUCCACUGGAAGCAAUCAAAACAUGUGGUUCUGGUUCUUUGAGGCCCGCAAGAACGCAAAGAAUGCUCCUCUUGCCCUCUGGCUCAACGGUGGUCCUGGUUGUAGCUCCAUGAUUGGUCUCUUCCAGGAGCACGGCCCUUGUACCUUCAACGACGGUGGCUCCAAGCCCAAGUUGAACCCCAACUCCUGGAACAAUGUUGCCAACAUGCUCUAUGUUGACCAGCCCAUCGGCACUGGUUUCAGCUACGGUACCGACGACGCCACCAACACCCAGACUGCUGCUCCUGCUGUGUGGAAGCUUCUCCAGGCUUUCUAUACCCAGUUCCCCGACUACAAGUCCCGCGACUUUGGUCUCUUCACUGAGUCGUACGGUGGCCACUACGGUCCUCAGUUUGCCUACUACUUUGAGCAGCAGAAUGCUGCCAUCGAUGCCGGCACCAUCACUGGUAGCAAGAUCAACCUGGUUGCUCUGGGUAUUAACAACGGAUGGAUUGACCCUGUCAACCAGUACAAUGCAUACGUCGAGUUCGGUCUCCAGAACAAGUACCGCCCUCUCAUUGACCAGGACACCGCCGACAGACUCACUCAGGACUGGAAGAACACUUGCAUUCCCGCCAUGAAGAGCUGCACUGACACCCCCGGAAGCACCUCUGACAGAGCCUGCUCUAACGGUGACUCCAAGUGCCGACAGGUUACUGAGUGGCAGCUCGAGGGCAGCUGGGACGUCUACGACAUCCGUGCUGACUCUGACUCCUACCCCCCUAGCACCUAUGUCAACUACCUCAACUCUGCCGCUGUCAAGAAGGCCAUUGGUGCUCAGGGAGACUACUCUGAGUGCGGUGGUAGCAGAAUUGGCUCUGCUGAUAGCGGCCGAUCUUUCCUCCGCACCCUCGGCAAGGUUGUCGACUCUGGUGUCAAUACUCUCAUCUGGGCCGGUGAUGCUGACUGGAUCUGCAACUGGAUUGGUAACCUUGAGGCUGCCAACGCUAUUGGUGGAUCUACCUUUGCUGGCAAGAGCGUCCAGCCCUUCACCGUCAACGGAAAGCAGUACGGCGAGUACAAGACCAACAAGAACCUCAACUGGCUCCGCGUCUAUGAGGCUGGUCACGAGGUCCCCGCCUACCAGCCUGAGGCUGCCCUUGCUGCCUUCACUGCCAUCAUCAACAAGAAGCCCUUGACUUCUUCUUAAAAAGAUGCAUACGCACCGAUGCUUUUGCAUCCAUUGCUCGUACAUAUCAUGCAGUGGCCAGUAUACAUAACGUACAUUUAGCUACAACAGCGGAGCACACUGUCCGCAGUACAUAGUACAUAUAGUACAAAAAUAGCUUGCUUUCGCCAACAUGCUUAUUCUGUAGCUGGUUGUAUCUUGAUGAAUGACACUAGUCGUCCUGUGAUUAUUUCACCACUCGGAUUGAUUCUCAUCAUGUCUACGUAGGAGAACAUCAUGUAUACUCAAGAGAAUACCAUGUAAGGGGUAGCUCGUGGCGACGCUCGUACAUACUCAACAGACCGAUUCGUGGUGGCACACUUGUCAUGUCUGGUGUAUAGCGGCCUAAUUUGUGGUCCUUGCAUAUGAAUCGUCCGUAAAUGCACUCACACCCUUUGCACCCAUCAAAGAUGCCACUUUCAAGGCUGCCGUUUUCAAAUGUAGGUAAGAUUGGCAAGCCAGCUUGCUGCCAUGGUCUUGUUCGUUCGGGUCCGCGGAGUCCAAAGUCUAUCAUGGCCUCAAAUCCAACAGCCUCCUCCUCGCUGCUGGUAUUAUUUUCUUUAAAAGGCCACUUCUUCAUCAGAUCAACCGCCUUGCGGCGCGUAUCGACAUUAUGAGCAGAUGCUGCCACUGUUCCCAAUAAAGCGCCCAGUGAUGGUGCAAACGUAAUCGGUGCGAUUUCGUGUGAGUAUGGGCGGUCGAGUGGCGUUGUUCGUGCUUGGAGAUCGCCAAUUUGGUCCACGACGGCUAUCCACUUCGCGUCAUGUUCCAUCGCGUCUUCUCUAGAGGUUUUGCCAAGAAUCUCGCUUCUGAUGUUCAUACACUGCAUAUAUAGCCUCAUCAUCUCCACUGCCUCACGAUCUCUUUGAUUUAAAUUUCGGUGUCCUUUCUCAAAUGCAUCGAGCUUGGCUUCAAAAGAGCGUAUUCUUUUCUGACGGAGAAUUUCUUCCAUGGCCUGCCCGGUGCUUGGUAGUAUUUCAGUGUCACUAAAAGCAAGGCGACGAUAAACCACUGGUAAAAUCUCAAGAUACGCCUGAGUGAUUGUCUGCAAUGCGUAAUGUUUGGGAAUUGCAACGGCCCAAGCCCUAAACUCGCGAUCUGGUGUUUUUUCAUUCCCAUCAAAGCUGCCGUCGAUGGCCAAGACAACAGAAAGUAAGUCCUCGAACCGUGCCACACCACUGUGAGUAGAAGGGUCUUCUUCACCAAACCGGACAGCUUCCAGAAAAUUGAACAAGUUUGUGUUAUGGGAAUUUUGCUGUAUUGGAUCCUCCAGCAUAGAACAUAUGCCCAGGUAUAAAAUAUUGUUGAUGAUGACCAUUUCCUUCUCCAUAUAGGUUAGGCUGUGGAGAUGGCGCGAGCCCAGCAGAUCAGCCACGUGGCGGAUGGAUUUGUUGUAAUGAGUGAGUGCGAGGAUGUAGUAGUGGUUCCGAAUAACAUUGCGCUGUAGUUGUUUUAUUCCAGAUUCACGAACUCGUGCUUUUUGCAGUCUUGCACUGUGGUGAAUAGCAGCUAUCGCCAGCGCAGAAUGCCACAAAGACGGGUGGAUUUGGGCGGCAGCCGGCACAUCUACUCUCCAAAACAGAUGAUUAAAGGAGCCACCAAGACUGGCGACAAUAAACGUUCGAAAACAUCCAAAGAGUUCUGUCUCGUACCCUACAUGCUCGGUUCCAGCAGGCUGCGAACUGGAGGACGGUUGCAAAACCAGGACUGGUGGCCGUUUCUUUGAGAGUAGUUUAGGGUAUUCGCAGUCAAACCUUGCUGAGACACAGCGUUUGCAUAUAGGCCGCUGCUCAUCGCACUUGAUACGCCGGCGUCUAAAUGAGAAAGAAGGGCAGCAUGUUAAUUAAACCGUUCAAUAAAAAAUUGGGGACUAUUGUCAGACUGGUAGACAUACCGACAAGUGAAGCAACCUGUCUUUGUCUUGGGGGCAAAGACAUUCCGCCGGCGAUUAGUACCAGCCUCCAGCUUCGCUUUGGGCUUGGGAUCACCAUUUUUCGAUGGCGACAUUAAGUUUCCAUUUUCCAGCCGAUCCAUAAUGUAUAGUAACGGAAUUCCAUUCACAGUUGCCGACGUGGUUGAGGCGUUGGAGAAUGAGCGUUGCCGGAUUGCCGAUG